GAAUAUAUCUAUGUCUAUGCAUCUUAAAACUGAGCAAUAAAAAAAAACACCAUGUUUAUGGUUAGAAUUAGGUCACACAAACAUUUCGAAAUAAUUUAAAAAUACAAGUGAAACAAAUUUGCUACCGAUAUGACAAGAUAUUGUAGCUAGUUUAAUGGGCAAUUCGCAAACAAAGAGCACACAGCAGCGGAACAACAAAUCUACGCAUUCAAACCGUGACGGACAAGCCUUCUCAAGUCAGUUUAGCCUGUCCCAUUUCGUUGGUAACCUCAGUGGGCGCUCGCUGGUCAGCGUUACGAGUAACCAGUCCGUGUACAGCGCAUCGCGUCCUUGGUCUCGCGUUUCACGACGAAGAUGGAAUGACUCAACAUUGACCAAUCCCUUUGAAGCCAGUAAGACAGCCUGGCCGGUGGCACAUAAAGAAUCAAUAUUCCUACCAGAAUUCCCAAUAUCAUCUGACUUGCUACAAAAAGAUUUUGAAAUAAAGGAGACAAUAGCCAAAGGUGCCUUUGGUCACGUGUACAAAGUAAACAAAGUUACAGAAGACAAAGAUUUUGCUUUGAAAGUUCUCAGCAAAGCCCAGGUCCUCGGUGAUAAUGCAGUAAGGCAGGUGAAAGAAGAAGCGCGUAUCCAAAGUGCCUGUGGACACCAUUCCUUCAUCGCUGGGGCUGUGUCGCGCUGGCAGACUAAGAAGAGACUGUAUAUUGUUUCAGAAUUAAUUCCGUGCGGGGAGCUGCUAGCUUUGCUGGAUCGAUACAAGGUUAUCCCUGAGGAGCUCGUCAAGAUCUUCGUUGCCGAGAUUGCUGUAGUUAUAGAUUUCCUCCACAACGCCGGCGUGAUUUACCGCGACCUUAAACCAGAAAACAUCCUACUUGAUAACAACUACCACAUCAAGCUCAUAGACUUCGGGCUCUCCAAGUGGCUCUCCAUAGGCUCGCGGACCACCACCCUCUGUGGCACCCUGCAGUAUAUGGCCCCUGAAAUACUGAGUCGAGAGCCUUACGGCCAUGCAGUGGACUGGUGGUCUUUGGGUGUCGUCGCUUGUCGAAUGCUGACUGGUCAAUUUCCAGUGCCUGCGGCUGCGCGCAGAGCAACGAGCCAUGCGGAUGAUACUGACGAUGAAAAAGACAUCACAAAUCAAGAGCAGCCUGUACCGGGCACGUUACCACCAAACGCAGAACUGUCGAAACCCGCCCGCGGCUUGCUGGUGCGUCUCCUCGAUCGCGAUCCCCGGGUUCGCAUGAAGAGCUUGAGGCAGUUGGAGCAGUCGGCAUUCUUCAUGGGGUACAAGUUCGACCAUGUAAAGGCUAUGAAGGUGACUCCAAGAUCCAUUCUCGAACGCUAUUUUCCGGAUGGACCUGAUUGCACUGAAAAAAGCGAAGACGAUGAUCUGCACUUCGAAAACUUUGAAUCUACUUAAACUUCCAGAAAACUAAUGAUAAAUUCUUAAUCAUUCCAUU
Cydia strobilella is the source of this 1460-nucleotide messenger RNA. RefSeq names its product serine/threonine-protein kinase S6KL (gene S6KL). The record is from RefSeq and is a predicted model, not a curated record. The transcript has 10 exons. The coding region runs from base 155 to 1420 and encodes 421 amino acids. Lineage: Eukaryota; Metazoa; Arthropoda; Insecta; Lepidoptera; Tortricidae. Gene Ontology annotation, biological process: protein phosphorylation. Gene Ontology annotation, molecular function: protein serine/threonine kinase activity; ATP binding.